Molecule: messenger RNA, 2375 nt
Organism: Rubroshorea leprosula
Lineage: Eukaryota; Viridiplantae; Streptophyta; Magnoliopsida; Malvales; Dipterocarpaceae
Source: the annotation of a GenBank genome assembly
AAAAUUCUCAUUUGCAGAGGAAAGCUCAGGGAAAGGAAGAACAGCGGAAGAAGAUCCCUGAUUCUCAGACUCUCUCUUGCUUUCAGUGUACACUUUCCAUUUCUACUUCCAAAAUUCAGAGAAAGCAAGAAAACGAGGGAAGGAGGAGGAUGAAAAAAAUGAAAAAACAGAGAAAGACCCAGCUUCUUCACUUUUCAUGACGAAUUCGAAAAAUUGGUGUUGGCUCAUUCAGGGAAGCUAUAAGGUGUUGCCGAGCUCUCCUUGGACCUUGACUAUAUGGUAGUGGGUUGACUCCGGAGGAGGGUCGCUGCUGAAGGUAAAUUGGAGUUUGGUUUCUAAAUAUAUAGUUGAUAUGGGUAUCUUGAGAUUUGCUGCUUGUUUUGAAGCUCGUGGGAAAUUACUUGAUGAUGAAGCUUGUUUGUUAGGCUGAGAGGCCUUUUUGAGCUUCACCAAAGUUUGCAGUUGGAGCUAGAAAGAUUUACCACUCGUAGAGGAGUUGAUUUCAUUACUGACAUGGGCUGUGAGUGUUCUAAGUUAACAGCCUGUUGUUGGAGCACAGAUCAAAACAAAUCUAUUCCUGAGGCCCGUGAUGCUGAAAAUGAGGAGAAGAGCGAGGUUGAUGACUUGCCUCUGUUCUGCGAAUACUCUAUAGACGCACUGAGGAUGGCUACAUCCGGGUUUUCUGUAGAGAACAUUGUUUCUGAACAUGGAGAAAAGGCUCCAAAUGUGGUAUACAAGGGGAAGUUAGAAAAUCAAAAGCAGAUUGCUGUUAAGAAAUUUAAUAGAUCUGCAUGGCCGGAUGCCCGACAGUUCUUGGAAGAAGCAAAAGCUGUUGGUCAGCUUCGGAACAACAGAUUGGCAAACUUACUUGGUUGUUGCUGUGAAGGUGAGGAGAGGUUGCUUGUUGCAGAAUUUAUGCCCAAUGACACAUUGGCCAAGCACCUAUUUCAUUGGGAAACACAGCCAAUGCAAUGGGCAAUGCGACUACGGGUAGCUUUGCAUAUUGCACAGGCUCUGGAAUACUGUACCAGCAAAGGACGUGCACUUUAUCAUGAUCUUAAUGCAUAUAGAAUUGUUUUUGAUGAUGAGGCCAAUCCCAGACUUUCAUGCUUUGGUCUUAUGAAGAACAGCAGAGAUGGAAAAAGUUAUAGUACAAACCUGGCCUUUACUCCGCCUGAGUAUCUGAGGACAGGAAGGGUAACAUCAGAAAGUGUAAUAUAUGGUUUUGGCACCCUUCUGCUUGAUCUUAUCAGUGGAAAACAUAUUCCUCCAAGCCAUGCGGUGGACCUUAUACGUGACAGGAAUAUUCAGAUGCUAACAGACUCUUGUUUGGAAGGCCAAUUUUCAAAUAAUGAUGGGACUGAGUUAGUGCGUUUAGCGUCACGUUGUUUGGAAUAUGAACCUCGAGAGCGACCAAAUUCAAAGUCAUUGGUUGCUGCACUAAUUCCUCUACAGAGGGACAGUGAGGUUCCUUCUCACGUAUUAAUGGGCAUACAGAAUCCCUCUGCAGCCUUACCCUUAUCCCCACUUGGCGAGGCCUGCUUAAGAAUGGAUUUGACUGCCGUACAUGAGAUCCUAGAAAAGAUUGGCUAUAAGGAUGAUGAAGGUGCAGCUACAGAGCUUUCUUUCCAGAUGUGGACCAACCAAAUGCAGGAAACUCUAAAUUCUAAGAAAAAGGGUGAUGCUGCUUUUAGGCACAAGGAUUUCAGAGCUGCCAUUGAAUGUUAUACCCAGUUCAUUGAUGUUGGGACCAUGGUUUCGCCAACUGUAUAUGCUCGUCGAAGUCUAUCUUACCUCAUCAGUGACAUGCCACAGGAAGCCAUAAAUGAUGCUAUGCAAGCUCAGGUGAUAUCUCCUGUCUGGCAUAUUGCAUUUUAUUUACAAGCUGCCGCUCUUUCAGCACUAGGAAAGGACAAUGAGGCACAAGCAACUCUCAGGGAUGGUUCUAUGCUUGAAAGUAAAAGAAAUGGUACUGCAUGAAAAUUGGAAUCCCUCUUUUAUCUUUCAUGGCAACUAGAAGGAUGACUAUCAAUUGGCAAAAUCAAACUUUCCAAGGGCUAAAAGACCCCCUUGGGGUGGAAUGGAUCCAUAAAAUUCAAAUCUUCUUCAAACAUUUGUUUCCAACAUUAUUGGCUGUGGGUUUGUUUUGGUCAGUUUGAUAGGGGUAUUGGGACAAAAUUCUAUUCAUUUAAAAAACCAUCCUCCCUUCAUCUUUUGACACAACCAUUGUAAUAAUUAAGGAAAAGAACUAUAUGUUUGUAGAGGAGUCUCAACGUCGUUUAAAGUUACAUUUAAAGGGUGAAUAGAAGAUGUUGCCGUGCUUGUAAUUUAUGUACAGUGUUUUCAUCCCUGGAUAAGAAACCCUGUUAAUGACU